AUGAUUAUAACGCUCUCACCGAAGUGGUAUACUUGGCUUUGUGGGCUAUUUGCUAGUCUGGGCAGUAUCAUCUUUGGAUACGACCUUGGUGUCAUCGCAGGAGACACUAUGGGUUCACGAUUCGGGAAUGAAGGUUUGAAGGGUUUGAUAACGAGCAUAUUCGGUUCCUUCUUCGGCAUGUUCCCCGUCGCGUAUGCCGCAGACAUGCUUGGACGUCGCAAGACAAUUCUCCUCGGCGGCCUUAUAUAUAUUCUUGGCGGGACUCUCCAAACCUCCGCCCCGAACAUGGAUAUGAUGCUUACUGGUCGGUUCUUUGCCGGCUUUGGUUCUGGAAUCAUGUCGGAUUUGGCGCCAUUAUAUCAGGCCGAGAUUGCUCACCCCAGUAUUCGAGGUCGGCUCACUACUUUACAACAGGCAAGCGCGACUUACGGACACUGGACAUUCGUCGCUUCUUGGGUGACCUACGGGACCGCCCAAGGACUUCCCGGUACACAGUCGGAAUGGAGGAUCCCUUUAGGAAUUCAAAUUAUUCCAGCUAUUCCUUUGGUCGCGUUCGUCAUGCUCUUCCCCGAAUCACCUCGGUGGCUUGCCGAGAAGGGUCGUAUGGAAGAAGCCAGGAUCUGUUUAGCUCGUCUGCACGCCCAUGGAGAUGUUAACGACCCGUUCAUCACUGCCCAAAUGGAGGACAUCAGAGCUGAUAUACAUAAGGCACAAGAUAUUGGGGAGUCUACGUGGUCCGAGCUAUUCACCGUUCCUAGCAACUUCCGGCGCUUAAGUCUGGGGUACAUUCUGCAGUUCUCCGUUCAGAUGACGGGUGUUAGCGUGAUUCAAUACUACUCGACCACUAUUUUCACGACGAUGGGUUUCUCCUCAACGCGCAUUCUUCUCUUUCAAUCCGUCAAUAGUAUUAUAGCACUUAUCGGAGAAGCUUGCUGUGUGCUCUGGGUGGAUCACUUUGGGCGACGAAGGCCGCUCAUCGUAGGCAAUAUCGCUUCGGGACUAUCUUUCGUCGUUGGCUGUGUCUUAAUGGCUCGAUAUCCUGGUUCUGUUAAUAACAAAACGGCCCUAACAGUGCCUACCAGGACCUGGAUCUUCAAUUUCUUCUUCAGUUCCUGCAUCGGACCGCUAUCUUGGGCGUACCCCGUCGAAAUAUAUUCGACACGAACGCGUGCAAAGGCAACAGCACUGACGAGUUCUUCUUCAUGGCUUUCAAACUUCUUCAUUGCUGAAGUUACUCCUAAAGCGUUUAGUGCAAUCGGCUGGAAAUACUACCUGGUCUUUGCCAUCUGCAGUCACACCAAUGCCUUGUGUAUUUGGGCAUUCUACCCCGAAACAAGCGGGCGCCGACUCGAAGAAAUGGACGCUCUCUUCGAGGACUCUCCCCUCUUCGUACCGGGAAGCGAAUACACCAAGGUCUGCGAUAGACAUGCAGCAGAGAACGAUCUUCGUGCAGGUAAGCUUGUUGCACUGUUCGAAGCCAUGAAAUGCUGA
This is a messenger RNA of Desarmillaria tabescens, 1491 nucleotides long. RefSeq names its product general substrate transporter. Lineage: Eukaryota; Fungi; Basidiomycota; Agaricomycetes; Agaricales; Physalacriaceae. Gene Ontology annotation, cellular component: membrane. The transcript is spliced from 22 exons. The record is from RefSeq and is a predicted model, not a curated record. Gene Ontology annotation, molecular function: carbohydrate:proton symporter activity. Gene Ontology annotation, biological process: transmembrane transport; carbohydrate transport. The coding region runs from base 1 to 1491 and encodes 496 amino acids.